AUGGCCACCAACGGCGACACCUCCCACCUGGCUCUGCCUCAGGCCCACCAGGACCUCAUGCAAAACUCCCUCGUCGACACCGAUCCCGAGAUCGCUGAGCUCAUGAAGAAGGAAAUCAAGCGCCAACGCGAGUCCAUCCUUCUCAUCGCCUCCGAGAACGUCACCUCUCGCGCCGUGUUCGACGCUCUCGGCUCGCCCAUGAGCAACAAAUACUCCGAGGGUUACCCCGGUGCCCGCUACUACGGCGGCAACGAGCACAUUGACGAGAUUGAACUCACAUGCCAAGCUCGCGCGCUCAAAACUUUCCGUCUCGACCCUGCGAAAUGGGGAGUCAACGUUCAAAGCUUGUCCGGCUCGCCAGCCAACUUGCAGGUUUACCAAGCCAUCAUGCGUCCUCACGACCGCUUGAUGGGCCUUGACCUCCCUCACGGCGGCCAUUUGUCCCACGGAUACCAGACCCCGACCAAGAAGAUCUCCGCCGUGUCGACCUACUUCGAGACCUUCCCCUACCGCGUCAACCUCGAAACCGGCCUGAUCGACUACGACCAACUCGAGCAGAACGCUCUCAUGUACCGUCCAAAAGUCCUCGUCGCCGGCACAUCCGCCUACUGCCGCGAGAUCGACUACAAGAGAAUGAAGGAAAUCGCGGACAAAGUCGGCUGCUACCUGAUGAUGGACAUGGCGCACAUCUCCGGUCUCGUAGCCGCAGGCGUCAACAAGUCCCCCUUCGAGUACGCCGACAUCGUCACCACCACAACCCACAAGUCCCUCCGCGGGCCCCGCGGCGCCAUGAUCUUCUUCCGCAAGGGAGUCCGCUCCACCGCCAUGAAGGCCGGCAAGGAGGUGCAAGUCCUCUACGACCUCGAAGGACCCAUCAACUUCUCCGUCUUUCCCGGUCACCAAGGUGGUCCCCACAACCACACCAUCACCGCCCUCGCCGUGGCCCUCAAGCAAGCCCAAACCCCCGAGUUCCUCCAAUACCAACAGCAAGUCAUCAAGAACGCCAAACAGCUCGAACACUCCUUCAAGUCCCUCGGCUACCGUCUCGUCACCGACGGCACGGACAACCACAUGGUGCUCCUCGACCUGAAACCCCUCGGUCUCGACGGCGCGAGGGUCGAGUCCGUGCUCGACCAGGUCAACAUCGCUUGCAACAAGAACACCACCCCUGGUGACAAGUCCGCGUUGACGCCUUGUGGUAUCCGCAUCGGUGCGCCGGCCAUGACAUCCCGCGGUAUGGGCGAGAAGGACUUUGAGAGAAUCGCGGGCUAUAUCGAUCAGUGCGUCAAGUUGGCGACGAAGAUCCAGAGUGAGUUGCCCGCCGAGGCGAACAAGCAGAAGGACUUCAAGGCCAAGGUUGCGGGUGGUGCGGCGAGCGUGCCGGAGUUGGGAGAGAUUAAGAAGGAUAUUGCGGCGUGGGCGAGCACUUUCCCUCUGCCUGGGUUGAGGAUGGGUGCUUUUAGGCGUUCACUUCGGAGGGCAAGGACACGGGAAAGCUAAAAUUGGCAGGGUCUUCAACAGCGAUUGAAAUUUUGAUUGACAGGUUUGGCGUGGGCGCGGAAAAAAAACCAUGGUGGCUUUAUGGCGGGGU
Zymoseptoria tritici IPO323 is the source of this 1591-nucleotide messenger RNA. RefSeq lists its product as uncharacterized. Gene Ontology annotation, biological process: L-serine catabolic process; tetrahydrofolate interconversion; folic acid metabolic process. The transcript is spliced from 2 exons. The record is from RefSeq and is a predicted model, not a curated record. Gene Ontology annotation, molecular function: pyridoxal phosphate binding; glycine hydroxymethyltransferase activity; cobalt ion binding. Gene Ontology annotation, cellular component: cytoplasm. NCBI's taxonomy places the organism in Eukaryota, Fungi, Ascomycota, Dothideomycetes, Mycosphaerellales, Mycosphaerellaceae. The annotation marks the transcript as partial.